Oncorhynchus gorbuscha (pink salmon) is the source of this 285-nucleotide messenger RNA. RefSeq names its product kinesin-like protein KIF13A. The record is from RefSeq and is a predicted model, not a curated record. Lineage: Eukaryota; Metazoa; Chordata; Actinopteri; Salmoniformes; Salmonidae. The annotation marks the transcript as partial. The transcript has 2 exons.
GAGUAUGUGGUCCAUGUGACAGAGGAGUUUUUAGAGUUCAUCGCAGACGGGGCGCUGGCCAUCGAGGUGUGGGGUCACCGCUGUGCCGGGAACGGACGCUCUCUGGGAGCUGGACGCACUGCUGGCCAAGACACGCACCCUACGAGACAGGGUCACUCGCGCAGGCUGCAGGUGUGUGUGAAGCAGGUGCAGGACUCUGGGACUCUGCCUCUGCUGGUGGAGGCUGUUCUAUCUGUCUCUAUCGGCUGUGUGUCAGCACGCUCCACCAAGCUACAGAGAGCCUAA